This is a messenger RNA of Physeter macrocephalus (sperm whale), 4604 nucleotides long. RefSeq names its product carnosine N-methyltransferase 1 (gene CARNMT1). The transcript is spliced from 8 exons. Gene Ontology annotation, cellular component: nucleus; cytosol. Lineage: Eukaryota; Metazoa; Chordata; Mammalia; Artiodactyla; Physeteridae. Gene Ontology annotation, molecular function: carnosine N-methyltransferase activity. Gene Ontology annotation, biological process: carnosine metabolic process. The record is from RefSeq and is a predicted model, not a curated record. Bases 467 to 1489 code for a protein of 340 amino acids.
CGUCGGAACCGGGCCGCCUGAGCUGACCUCCGCGCCCCCGAGUAAUCUCGCACCACCUUAGCCCCUCCCGGCCCUGCACUCCCGCGUGUCUGCCGCGCCGUCUGUUGCUCAGCCUCUUGUCUUCUGAUCUCAGGAUCAGAUUAGCCCACUUGCCUUUCAUCCCUCGUUAAAGGUUUGGCUUUGAGGCCGGUGAGGGUGACCGGAAAAGUGCUGUAAGAAUUUCAGAUAGAAGAUGGUGGUGGUAAAAUCGUCCAGUGCUGGGCAUGAUUUGUAUGUAUUGUCGCUGUCCUGCAAACUGAACAGACGGAGAGCCCAAGUUCACCUACACGUGGGAUGCCGUAGGAUGUUUUUUUCUCAAACUGUUGUUAGCUCUUGUGAGAGCAGCAUUAAGAUUUCCGCCCCUCACAACCCCCGCCUCCCGCCCUUGGCGCUGCGAAAGCACAGCACUUUUGUGGUGAGCGACUGAAUGAUGCUCAGUGUCUCUAACUGCACCAGUAUGCAUGAGCGAGUGCACCGAACAGAAAGACAAUUUCGAUCACUCCCAGCUAAUCAGCAGAAACUACUUCCGCAGUUUCUUCUUCACUUGGACAAGAUCCGGAAAUGUGUUGAUCAUAAUCAAGAAAUACUACUCACCAUUGUGAAUGAUUGCAUACAUAUGUUUGAAAAUAAAGAAUAUGGAGAAGAUGAGAAUGGAAAGAUUAUGCCAGCAUCUACAUUUGACAUGGAUAAGUUAAAAUCCACAUUGAAACAGUUUGUGAGAGACUGGAGUGAAACUGGGAAAGCAGAAAGGGAUGCCUGCUACCAGCCAAUCAUUAAAGAAAUUGUAAAAAAUUUUCCAAAAGAGAGAUGGGAUCCUUCUAAAGUAAAUAUUCUGGUACCUGGUGCUGGACUAGGAAGACUGGCCUGGGAAAUAGCUAUGCUAGGUUAUGCUUGUCAAGGAAAUGAAUGGAGUUUUUUUAUGCUCUUUUCUUCCAACUUUGUACUCAACAGAUGUUCUGAAAUUAAUAAAUAUAAGCUUUAUCCCUGGAUUCAUCAGUUUAGCAAUAAUCGGAGGUCAGCUGAUCAGAUUCGACCCAUCUUUUUCCCUGAUGUUGACCCCCACAGUCUUCCUCCUGGUUCUAACUUUUCUAUGACAGCAGGAGAUUUUCAGGAGAUAUACUCAGAAUGCAGUACCUGGGACUGUAUUGCUACCUGUUUCUUCAUAGACACAGCUCACAAUGUAAUUGAUUAUAUUGACACAAUAUGGAAAAUACUCAAACCAGGUGGAAUUUGGAUAAAUCUAGGUCCUCUGCUAUACCACUUUGAAAAUUUGGCAAAUGAACUUUCCAUAGAAUUGAGCUAUGAGGAUAUAAAAAACGUUGUCCUGCAGUAUGGAUUCCAGGUAGAGGUGGAAAAAGAAUCUGUCUUGUCAACAUAUACUGUGAAUGAUCUCUCCAUGAUGAAGUACUACUAUGAAUGUGUCUUGUUUGUGGUCCGUAAACCACAAUAACGGUCUCAAGUGGUAUCACAAGGAAAAAAGUUUAAUAAUAGAUUGCUGAAAUAAACAACUCAAAGUCAACUAUCACAAUGACAGGACACAAUCUCAAGUGGUAUCACAAGGAAAAAUGUUUAAUAAUAGCAGAUGCUGAAAUAAACAACUCAAAGUCAACUAUCACAAUGACAGGACACAACCUCAAGUCAGUGGUGCCUUCUUAUUCCUAAGAAAAUUAAGAAAUAGCGUCUAUUUUCUUAAUAUGUCUAUUGCUUUUUCAGAAACAUACUAUGCCAUGCAUAUUUGUACUACACAAGUAAAAAUGGAGGAAAUGUCUUCAAGUAUACAUUUUCCUUGAAGCCCAGAAUUAUCUUUCAGUAGAAAAAACUUUAUCUCCAGUGUCUUCAAAUAUACAUUUUCCUUGAAGCCCAGAAUUAUCUUUCAGUAGAAAAAACUUUAUCCAGUGUCUUCAUGAAGCUGUCCAUUGCAAGUCUGCCAUAUGAAUGACUAAUAGUAUUGAAGUCCAUAAUAAUCUCCUUUUUUGUUCUUUUGUAUGCAUUGCACGUUAUUUUUAAAAGAGUCUAAGGAUCCUCUGUCACUUUCAACAUCUGGAAUUGGGAAUUUUGUUUACUUUGGACCUAAGGAAUCUAUACAUAAAAUGUGCAUCUAUUCUUUUAUCAUUCAGAUUAUUUGAUUUUAUUUUCUAGCUCAGCUGAAUUUAUAGUUAGCAUCAAACAUUUCAUUUUUAUGAAAUGCUGAAUUCAUAGGAUCACAGGCCAGUAAAAUGCAUUUUAAAUACUGAGAAAUUAAGUCUUUUGGCCACGCUAAAUUGAACGCUUUUUGAAAGCAUACUCAUCAUGGAUCACUCUGAAAUGUAUGAGAUCUCAACAUUCUAAGUGAGGCACAAAAGCCUUUAUUAAAGGUACUGCUCGGAAACUGGGGACAUAAGAAUAAAAUCUGUCCAUUUGAAAUGUACGAUUUCAAACUAUAAAUGAAUACAGAGUGUGUCAGUGAGAUGUUUACAAUAAUGUCUUUUCUUUAGGUUACAUGAAUUACAAAAGUAAGCACUUUUUUUUCCGUUAAAACAAUUAUAUACUAGUAAAAACUGUCAUGAUAGUAUUAAUGUGGAGAAAUUUUGAUUAUGAAAUUUAGGGAUAAAUUGCUGCCCAUGGUCUGUGUCUUUAAUAUUGUAAGAAGCAGCCAUUAAUAUAAUUUCAGAUUAAUACCAAUUUUGUUCCCUGAUAGCUGUAGCUAAAACAGUAUAUAUGCUGCUUUAAAUUUCUACCUCUAGCUGAUCUUUAUUGGAGGGAGUUUUCCUUUGUAUUUUUUUAAUGUUUAUUUUCCUGUUUUCCAGUAGCUUGAUAAGUAGAGAUGACUAAUUUAACCUUUUCUUGGAGAAAAGGAAGUAAUAUUGAAUAUUUUCACAGAUGAUUGUGAUGACAUUAAGUGACCUCUGUGGCAAUUUGGAUUAGAUAGACUUAAUCUCAAUAAUGUGCUGGUAGCAUAAAUGUCAUGUUUUCAUAGGAAAACUUACUUAGAAAUCUUUAGACCUUUACUGUCACUUAGGUGCGGGGGAGUCACUACGCGAUUUGGCAUCUUACCAGUAGGACCUUUUCUGCAUACACUACAGGAGCUCCUGUGGCCUUUAUGCCCGUGAUGCAGUGAAGGAUUCCGUGAAGUUAAUUUGUCAAGUUAUGGACACGUGUAUGUAACCUGUUGAGUGUUUCUGAAAAACUGUUCCUCUUUUUUGUGUUCCUCAAUACUUGGCAGAUAUUCACUUAGUGGGAAUUCUCCUUACUUACCACAUGGAUGAACUUGAAAUUAAUUGCAAGGGGAAAAAGCCCCCAAAUUUAUUGUUUUAUUUUAAAGAAAGAAACUAAAAGGAGCAUAAGUAUUUUCAAAAAGCCAUAGAAAGGAAAGGAAUCAUGCUGUUUGUAAUUUAGAAAUGCUUUUUAUUCACUGAUUAAUAUUCACUUUUUUACAACUUGUCUCAAAACAAACGAUCUUGGUUUUCUCAUAGAGGGAAAAACAGGUUGACACCAAUGGGUUGGCAUUAUUACUUAAAAUUUUUGCUAUCAGGUUUUAUUCUUUAAUAAUGUUACUUAUAUUUCUAAAUUAUAGCUUAUAUUUUAGUUAAUUCUGAAAUCAGUUACUUCAUUUGUUUCUAAUUUCUCCCUCAUAUUAUGAACUGUUUUUUAAACGUACUUCACAAAUUUGCAUCACCCUUUUUCUUAUAGCUUUUGUAGUUAAUAUAUUCUAAACUUGAAAAUUGUGGUAUCAAUCAAUAAUAGACAUGUCACUGGAGGAUUUAAUUUUGUAUUUCUUAUGUGUAGAAAUAGCUACUAAAGUGUGUAAGCCUUAAAGUUUAAAACAUUUUUCUUAAAUAACUCUAUACACAAAUGUUUUCAUUCAUUUCAUAAGUGGGAGGAGAUAGGUCAUUGUGCUUGCUUUUGUUGUUGUUGUUUUUUUUUUUAAUUUCCAUAAUCUGAAGCAAUGCAGGCUAGGGUAUAUUAAUCAAGUGAGCAAGAUGGGAUAUGUAAAAUAUAAAGAGAAGCUGUAUACAUCACAGUAUAAAAUCAUGAAGUUUGGGAACUGUAAAAUGUACUGUAUUUAUGUGUAGCUCUCAUUCUAAAAGUUGCCACAAAGGCUGAAUCGGAAGCUUCAUGUCUGCAUGAAAUUUCCUAUAUUUUUAAUGUGUAUGAUGGACUUAAUUUUUCUUGAAUAUUAAAGUCUGCCAAUUGCUAUGAAACAAUAUUUGCUUGGUUGUUUCUAUCUAAAUUACUCACAGCCAUAGACAUGGGAAUUUUAAUUGAUUGAACACAUAAUACUUUUGAACCCUUGGAUUAGCCUAUUUUUAUAUGCUUCUAAUAUGAUUACUUGGUUUCUGAGUAUGCUGGGCCUUAUACUAAUUAAUCUGGGUCUUUGGUUUUGUUAAAUAAUCAAACAAGAGUUGUAAAGGAACCAGUAGAAGAAAAUUCCAGGACCAGCCAUUAGUAGGAUGAGCACUUAACUUACACUUAGAUACUCUUCCUGAAUUAUUAUUUGUGAUCUUGGGCAAGGUGCUCCGAGUUUGUUUCCUCAUCUAUAAGAGAGGAUUGAUACCACCUAUCUCAGUGGGUUUUUAUGAGGUCGU